AUUUUAUUUGCAGUAAGCUCCAUGCGUUUUAGUUUUAGAGUUCAUGAUUUUAAAAAUUUCCAUUUGAGUUAUCCCAGUCAGGUAAAACUUGCAUUGUAGGCGUCAAUCUAUCCUUAACCUCAAACAGGUCACUGUGGAUGUGGUGUAUUUAAGAGCUAAAUACUAUGCUUUGCACCACCAUCACCAAAGCACCAAUUUAGGGAAUGUUAUUUUGGAAUAAUGGAAGUCCUUCCCUUCAAAAGAGUUUUGAGACUUGAAGAAUCAAUGCCAGGGUGUUGUAUGUGGAUAGUUAAUAUUGGUUCAUAUUCCUGCAUUUCUGGAGCUGGUCUCACACAGAACAAGUGUGUCUUUUUUCCUCGAUAAGCUGACAGGAAGUCUGCUUUUCACUGACAAGGCUACUUCCUUUUGUCAGCAGAAGGCAUGUUGUAAUAAUGAUAGUUUAGUGAAUAGGGAAUGAGAAGAUUGUGUCUUGUCACAUCCUUAACAUUCAGGAGGGUGUUUGAGCUGAACACACAAAGCAUACAUGAAUUACAAGUUGUUGUAGGAUGGAUGCUGACAACAUGAGUGAUCUCCAUGAGGAGGGAAAGAAUGCCAUCAAUGCCCCCCUGCUUCCCUCAGGCACAGACAUCCAUCCAGAAGAUACACUGCUGGAGGAAAAUGCUGAGAGGAUUAUGUUGGACCCAACAUCAAGGGAAAAUCCUAAAUUUAAAGAUCUCUUAAAGGUCCUGAUCGACUGGAUCAACAGUGAGUUGGAGGAAGAGAGGAUCAUAGUCAAGGACCUAGAGGAGGACUGUUAUGAUGGACAAGUACUCCAGAAGUUAUUUGAAAAGUUGUCAGGCAGAAAGCUGAACGUGGCGGAGGUGACGCAGUCAGAAAUUGGCCAGAAACAGAAGCUUCAGACGGUGUUAGAAGCUGUCAACGAUGUGCUGAGGCCUCAUGGCUGGACCGUUGAGUGGAGUGUAGACUCUAUCCACUCAAAGAACCUGGUGGCUAUCAUCUAUCUUUUGGUGGCUCUCGCUAUGCACUUCCAGGUUCCAAUCAGGCUGCCCGAGCACGUCUCCGUACAGGUGGUGGUGGUCAAGAAACGAGAAGGCAUCCUACAGACAGCGCUAAUGACCAAGGAGCUGACGAGCACCACAGAAAUGAUGAUGGGAAGAUUUGAGAGAGAUGCAUUUGACACUUUGUUGGAUCACGCGCCUGACAAGCUUAACGUGGUAAAAACGUCUCUCAUCACCUUUGUGAACAAACACCUAAACAAGCUGAAUCUGGAAGUUACUGAGCUGGAAUCUCAGUUUGCUGAUGGAGUUUACCUGAUUUUACUGAUGGGGCUGCUGGAAGACUAUUUUGUCCCACUGUAUAACUUCUUCCUCACGCCUGAGAGUUUUGAGCAGAAGGUCCACAAUGUGGCAUUUGCCUUUGAACUGAUGCAGGAAGGAGGGCUAAAGAAACCCAAAGCCAGACCAGAAGAUGUCGUCAACCUGAACCUGAAGUCCACCCUCAGAGUCCUUUACAAUCUAUUCACCAACUACAAAACCUCUGCAUGAGCUUUUCCAGUUUUUAACGCCUGGCAUUACUCCGAACACUGCCCUGUGCCUGCACUGAUAUUAUACAUUACAGUCUGGACACUGUAGGAGACCAACUGGGACUGAAAGUCAUCAUUAUGUGGGACUUAAAAAGCCCCAGGGGGUCUAGCCAGAAAAAGGCUCUGAACGCUAGUAUUUAAUCUUCCCCAAAUGUCAGUAUUUAUUUAUUCCCUCCUCGAAUGUUAACUGCAACCCAGGAAGCUCUGCAACCUUUAGCCCUGCAUUUGAAUACGUAGCAAUCACGGGAAAAUGUUAAAACUGAAAAACGUUUGUGUCUCAUACUGAACUCAUUACGCUCCAUCGCAGAUUAUUAUAAAAAGUUAUAAAAUGCUGUAAUAAAUUAUCAAGUGUCUCAAAAUGCUUUUCAUAAAUAUGAAUGUAAUCACUAGCUGUUUUCUUUGAAAAGAAUUUGAUGACUAUAUAUGUCCGUAAGAGCCAGAAGAAUGACAGAUUUUCUGUUUAACCCUCACAAAAAAAACUGUUUUAUGUGGGAAGUUUGGUCUGUGAGGUUUAGGAGAAAGGUUUCAAGUUGACAACAAAUUGCCAUUUAAGGCUAAAUAUAGAACACCCCUAUAAUAAAAUUCACCGAAACAGAGAAAAUUACCUAAAAAUGAAGAAAAUACAUCCAUGGUGCCUUUGAAUAACCUUUAUAUAAUCCAUUAUCUGUUCUUAUGUAAAGUACAAAUAAAAAUUUGUCAUUAAACAGUA
Oreochromis niloticus (Nile tilapia) is the source of this 2291-nucleotide messenger RNA. It is a transcript of the gene parvb, whose product is annotated as parvin, beta. Gene Ontology annotation, molecular function: actin binding. NCBI's taxonomy places the organism in Eukaryota, Metazoa, Chordata, Actinopteri, Cichliformes, Cichlidae. Gene Ontology annotation, cellular component: focal adhesion; actin cytoskeleton; lamellipodium. Bases 546 to 1544 code for a protein of 332 amino acids. Gene Ontology annotation, biological process: lamellipodium assembly; substrate adhesion-dependent cell spreading; actin cytoskeleton organization. The transcript is spliced from 13 exons. The record is from RefSeq and is a predicted model, not a curated record.